UUAUUUUUAGUCAUAGUCUGUCGUCAGCUGUGGAACUAGCUCCCAUUUUAGAGCUGUGAUUUAAGUAGAAGACAUUUUUCGAUUAAAUAGAAAUGGAGGUAAUGGGACAGUAAACUACAAACCGUUUAUGGAUCAGGGGGUGUCAAGGGUCUCAAAAUUGUGCCCAUCUCAUUCUCAGGUAUUGUGGUGCAUCAGCAGGGUGGGUGGGGAAAAUGUUUCCCAGUGGUUUGAAUGGUGAACACGUUCUGCAGGCACUUGGGAUAGCACUUCGAAAAGAAGAGGAGCAAUGGAAACCUGUGUUUCCUCGAACAGGCUGUGGCGAGGAAGUAAGUGAUAUGGAGCGAGACAAGACUGCGCGCUGGCUGGUUCAGCUGAGUCAGGCCUUUGAUUUUGCACCUGAAACUUAUGUACUGGCUGUUGCCCUGACAGAUAGAGUUGCUCAGCAUGUUAAGAUUCGUCCCAAGUACCUGCAGUGUGUGGCCAUCAGCUGCUUGUAUAUAGCAGCCAAAACACUGGAGGACGAUGAGGCUAUACCCAUCACACUGGAUCUUGUGCAAAAAAGUCAAUGUGGAUGCUCAGUAUCUGAAGUACUUCGCAUGGAACUGGUCAUUCUUAACACACUCAAGUGGAAUGUGAAGAUUGUCACCGCAAUUGACUUCUUGCAUUUGAUCCACACAGUAUUGAUGUGGCGCUUCCCCCACCUACUCUCUGGACUGGAGAAUAUGAGCCCCUCAAGACAUCUGGCUCUGCUGACUCGAAAACUCAUGACCUGCUUGGGACAUGCAACUCUGGCUUGUGAGCGACCAUCAAUCGUGGCACUUUCUCUCAUAAGUUUGGAGUUGGAACAAAUCUGCCAGCACUGGUUCUCUCUCUUUAUAAUGGUGCAGACUGUCACUAAGCUGCAGGUAGAAAACAACCAGUUCAUUUCCUGCAGGGAGAGAAUGGCAUGGGUCUUAAGUCAACAUGGCCAGCUUGUGUCAGGCUAUCAGUUGAAAUCCAUCACUACCAUGAAAUCCAAGAAGCGCAAAGUUGAUUACUCUGAAUCAGACAACAUAUAUGAUGGCAUCAAGCGCCUGUAUGAAGAUAAUGGAAGUUCAGCUGAAAAAUGCUCUUUGACCAAGAGAGGCUCAUGUGCUUCAGAAAUGCACCAAGAAAUGGAUGAAGUUCACCCAUUUAUCCAUACUGUUGCUGCGGUUUAAAUGCUCCAAGUUUUUCCUUCCUCUUUCACCGAUAGUACAAGCACAAAAUGGCUAUGAUUCUGACCUCUAGAUUUGGUCUUGCCAAUGUUCUGUUUUGUUACAUCUACGAGAUUAUGAGGUCUGUUGAACAACCAUUUUGCGAUAAACAUUUGUAUUCUUCAUGUUACAUUGUAUUUUAUAUCAUUGUAAUCUCAUUAUUCAAUAGGGAGAAUGCAAUAUUAAAGCUGACAAAAUGUAAAAAAAAUUCAAUAUAUUUUUAAAAAAUAAAAAAAUGGUUUUUGUUUUUUUGCUGACUAUUAACCUAGAUUUUUUUCUUGUAAUUCAUUUUGUUCUAUGUAAUUCAGUUCUGAAGGUAUUAGCUGUGAUUUUUGCUUUUAUGUAAACUGUAUAUUUGCAUAAUACUGUAUAAAACUAAUAGAAAAAUAAGGCAGCAAACGUGUAAGGCAUUUUGUUUUCAAUGUAAAAAUGAGGGAUAUGAAUAAGCUGUGUAAUUAAGUGGGACUGCUCCUCUUUCCUUGUCAGUCUUUUUCUCUCUCCCUUUUCAUCACCACAGAAAGCUUGUUUGUGACAGAUUUCAGGUGACUGCACAGUAUUAUGAAUUGGUAUGUUCUGUUGGAUUACAAACUUUAGAAAACAUUCUCAUCCAGCAUUUGUAAAUUGACCACUCUUUGUUCACCACCUGCACAUUGUAUUUCUUACAUGGCCCAGCAGCAUCUGUAGUUAAACAGUGUAAAUAAUUUUCAAUACUGUACAUUCCACAUACUACAGAACUGAUGUCCACUGUAAUAUUACAGUGUUACGAGGUAGAAAGGUGCUACAAUGUACAUAGCGAUGGUUUUGUGUGUUUUUAAGGGAUUAUGGGCAUCAUUGAAGUGGACUGGUAUAACUGGUGUGGCUGUUGAAGGCAACGUUAAGUAACUGUUGGCUCUAUUUUUUUAGCUGAAUCCUGCAUCUUUAAAACUUUGGGCAGGUAUUAGUGCAGUGUUACGCCCUUUAACAUCAUUGCAUCUGUCAGGCAUACUUCCCUUGACACGGAAGAAUUUAAAGCUGUAUAUUACAGUCUAUCUUUUAACAUGUACAUCAUCUUGUAUGUUCAUGACUGUUUUUCUACUGCCAGAAUCUUUCACUGCUUUUUUCCUGUGAAGUCUUUCUUUUCCAAAGCCACAAUCUUGUGUCCCACUUAGUUGGAGGUAUCUUAGUUAAGGCUGCAGGAUUUGCUGUUUUGAAAAAAAAAAUCUGUUUCCAGAGGUAGUUGCAACAUUUUCAUGAUGGUGUAUCUGUGGAUGUUUGGUAAUUGCAUAUCAGAAUUUUAAUUAUUGUAUUUUAUUGUUCACUGUUUUGCACCUUGAAAACUGUCAAUAAGUACAAGGAUCUCUACUGACUGUUCCCCCACCACCACCACCACGUGAGACAAGCAGAAGCCCUUUUUAGGGUUGCAAUUACUUUUUGUCACAUCACUUGAGUCUUUGUUAAUAAUCUCUUGUAUUUUACUUCUCAAAGGUCAGAACGAUGUUUUAACACAAUCAUCCCAUCUUUUUCUUACCUAUUACAUCUCUGUGUCACAUAAAGUCUAAAGAUGCAGAUGUUUAGUCGUCUUUGGUUACCCUAGACCUAUGAAUACCAGAUUUUAGCCUCAUGUUAGUCAAUCUACUUAGCUCAGGUAGAUAAGCUGGGUUAAGUACUCUUAACAAAGUCUUUUUCCCUAGGGUAGUUCUAUUUCAGAGCUAUCUCUUUUCUGCAGCCCCAUUGUUGAGUUGGUGGUUUUUUUUUUUGUUUUUUUUUUCUUUUUUUUUAUUAUUAUUGAUUGUACAAGGUUACAUUCUGUCCUCUGUAUGUUAGAGAAAGUAUUUAUAUGCAUGAAUAUCAACUGUUUUUAUACACUGCAUUUAAUAUUUCCUUUUAUUACUCAUAACAAGCAAAGUAGUUGUAAACUGUGUCAUUACAGUUUUAAGCCUAAAUUGAGACUACUUUGCUUCUUCAAACAGCUGUAAACCAUAUGUACUUUGGUGGGGUUUUUUUGUUUGUUUCCUUUCAUAAGUUUUCUGAUUUCAAUCUAAUGAUCACUGUUAAUGACCUUUAUAAUCUCAUUACAAAUUUACAUGAUAAAGAAAAACUAAUAAGAGUCGAGAAAAUAUUAAAAAGUACAUUGGUAACUUCAGAUGUCUUUGCUCACAAUAAAUGCUGUAAUUGGGUCCAUUUAUCAUUUUCACCGACACUUCUUGUACAGUUAAUAUUAUUUAUUAUAAAACGUUACAUUUUCAUUCUUUCAAAGAUAGUUAAACAUCUGUCUUCGAUUUUUAAGUUUCUUGUGAUUUGUUUUCACCGUGUAAAUGGUCUAUAUGUUAAUCAUGUAAAUUAUUGACUGUUAGAUGAUCAGGAUUUUUAACCUGAGAGCUUACACUUGAUGUAAGAUUUUUUUCCCCCCCUGUUUCUUCACAAAAUGUACAUCAGAAAGAGUGUAUAUGAUUUGAAAGGAAAGAUAUAAAUAUCACUGAGUUUAGAACAUAGCAACCAUAUCUUUGGACACUCUUUUCAUAUUGAAAUAGCACGGCAAACAAAACAAAAAAAAAGGGGGGGAAACCUGCUUCAUGAGAUAUGUAUAAGCAAAGAAAAUGCAUGAUGUGUCCGUUGGAAGAAUACUGUGGAAUGUAUUUGCUGAAUAAAUUGCAGUACUGGCUUGGUUUACAUAUCCAUAGCUGUUUCAGAAUUUAUUCAGACUUGUAAAAUAAUUCAAAACAAUUCUGAACAAAUACUUUGUGUUUUAAAAGGAACACAAAUUUUUUUUUCGAAUAAUAUACCUCCAUGUUCUAUAGUCAACAUUACAGUGUCCAGCAUGUGCACUCAGUAAAAUUGAAGCAAAGAACUGAAUCAAAAGUAAUGCUGGUGAUACUCAGGCUAGCAUUUUUCUGGCAUCUUGUGUGGGGUUUGGUAACAAUUGGUUUCAUUGAUCUAGAAAUUCAUGUGUACUUUAGAGAGGAGAUUCUGAAACUUAACAGAUCACAAUGUGCAUGUAGAAAGUGACUUAAAUGUACUAUCGGUGAGAGAUGACCAGGAAAUAAACAGCAGUAACAAUC
This is a messenger RNA of Pomacea canaliculata, 4273 nucleotides long. RefSeq names its product cyclin-I-like. The record is from RefSeq and is a predicted model, not a curated record. Gene Ontology annotation, biological process: regulation of cyclin-dependent protein serine/threonine kinase activity; mitotic cell cycle phase transition. The coding region runs from base 213 to 1199 and encodes 328 amino acids. Gene Ontology annotation, cellular component: cytoplasm; cyclin-dependent protein kinase holoenzyme complex; nucleus. Gene Ontology annotation, molecular function: cyclin-dependent protein serine/threonine kinase regulator activity. The transcript is spliced from 7 exons. Lineage: Eukaryota; Metazoa; Mollusca; Gastropoda; Architaenioglossa; Ampullariidae.